Messenger RNA from Durio zibethinus, 2841 nucleotides. Its product is annotated as E3 ubiquitin-protein ligase DA2L-like. NCBI's taxonomy places the organism in Eukaryota, Viridiplantae, Streptophyta, Magnoliopsida, Malvales, Malvaceae. The record is from RefSeq and is a predicted model, not a curated record. Gene Ontology annotation, cellular component: cytoplasm.
CUCAUUUUGUUUGUCUUUUAUCUAAAAGUUUCCGUCAAACGACGGAAAGAAAUCAAAACAUUAAAAAAAAAAAAUCAAAGAAAAUGAUAAUAUAGACAAACAAAUUGGAAAAAAAAUCUCUUUUUCUGAAAAAAUGUUCUGAUUGUGUUUACUUCUCUAUUUUGGUUGGUUUUGAUUUUGGAGAAGAAGAAGAAGAGCGAUUUUGGGAAGACAAAUUUGAGAUUUUUUUUAUGGGUAAUAAGUUGGGAAGGGGAAGGCAAGUGUUGGACGAGAGGUAUACGCGCCCACAGGGGUUGUAUGUUCAUAAAGAUGUGGAUAUCAAGAAGCUAAGAAAGCUGAUACUUGAAUCGAAGCUUGCUCCAUGUUAUCCUGGCGAUGAAGAUUGCUGUUGUGAUCUUGAAGAAUGUCCAAUUUGCUUUUUGUGUUACCCAAGUCUCAACAGAUCAAGAUGUUGCAUGAAAAGUAUUUGCACAGAGUGUUUUUUGCAGAUGAAGAAUCGGAAUUCUACCCGUCCUACCCAGUAUCCUUCACAGUGUCCUUUCUGUAAAACCUCAAACUAUGCUGUGGAGUAUCGAGGUGUGAAGACAAAGGAGGAAAAAGGGAUCGAGCAAAUUGAAGAACAACGUGUCUUAGAAGCACAAAUUAGAAUGAGGCAGCAGGAACUUCAAGAUGAUGAAAGGAGAAUGCAGGAAAGACAAGAAUUGAGUUCUUCAAGCUCCGGUGUUUCACCAGGGGAAGUUCAAUGCAGUUCUGUUGCAGCUCGAUCCUCUGAUGAGGAGGAAAUAGUUUCUUCUCAAGAUUCACAGGCUGGCUCAAUGAUUAGACAACCCUCGCAUCCUAGGACAAACAGGGAUGAUGAGUUGGACCUAGAUCUUGAGGAAAUAAUGGUCACGGAAGCAAUUUUGCGGUCAAUUCAGGACAACAGCAGACAGAGAAAUUCUAACUUUGUAGAUGCUGCUUCUUCAGUACAAUAUGUUUCAGGAGAUCGCUAUAUCUCACCAGUUGUGGCCACAAUGUCUGGUUCAUCAUCAUCUCCUUCUGGAGGUCUUGCUUGUGCAAUAGCUGCCUUUGCUGAGCAUCAGCAGAUGAGUGUAGAAUCUUCUCUCAACCAUGAUGGAAAUAUGCCAGCAUUUGAUAUGCUUCCUAGCAGCAGCAGGCUUUAUAAUAGGUUGGACCAAGUUUCUGAGAACUAUCCUCCUGCUGAGAGUCCGGUUGACAUGCAAGCUGAUGGUGGGAUGACAUCAGCAAGAGAUGAAGGGGAAUGGGGCAUAGAUCAUGGAUCAGAGGCAGCUGAAGCAGGAACUAGUUCCAGAAGCUCUGAUGUGACAGAAGAUGCUGGUGGGAUCUCUGCAAUACCACAACCAGAUGAAAUUAGGGGCAGCUUUCAUAAUGCCCUUGGACCCAUUGUUCCAGAGAGUUAUGAGGAGCAGAUGAUGCUGGCUAUGGCUGUAUCUCUUGCUGAAUUUAGAGCUAUGACAAGUGGCCCUGGAGUUUCAUGGCAAUAGUUUUAUGGCCAAGCUACCAGUGAUCAUCUUUCUCAAACAGAUGAUGCUGGCCGUGUUUGCUAGCUAGCUGAGUCUGGAGCCAGGACAAAGUGCCUGAGUAGCUCCAUGCAACUGUUUUAAAGGUCAAGGUAGUGAUGAUCCUUUCUCUUCCUCACACUUCUAUCACUACAUAUAUAGAUGUUAAAAAAAGUAAACCAAUUAUUCUAGCAAAUGAAAGGAUUUUUGUUUGUCCUAUUCAUAAUGUUUUGAUCCCCUUUGCUAGAUUGAUUUCAUUUGUUAGCAUGUUCAUAUCCUAGAAACAAAUCAUAUUAUAAUGCUUCGUUUAGUACUAUUAUUUAGCUUGCAUGUGUUAAAUGAAAAGAAGCCUUUGUAAAAAUGAAGUUCUUGGCGGCUACAGGUGAAAAAAAGAAAUUAAUUAAAGAGUCUUCUACAGAUACUGUGGUAAAUGCAGUCUUACCUUUGGUAUAUGAUGUAAGCCAUCAUUCUCUCGGUUGCCGGAACUGUUUAAAUCACAAGCCUAUUAAGGGCAAAUUUGGUUGUUAAAGGUUUUCGAGUCCUAUCUGCCCUGGUGUCACACAAUCCAUGAACCCUGAAUGGAUGAAAUACCUUUGUCAACUAACCUAUGCUUCAUUGAAUGCCUAGUUUGAGCCGUGUUUGCUUGCCUUUAAUGCCUAGGUCGCGAAAGAGGGAAAAACCCCUCACAUCAUUUAUUUCCUCUAUGCAAUAUGCAGACUUUGAAUGACAAUUUGCAUGUUGAGGAUGAAGCUUGUUCAAAGUUUUAGUUGCAUGCAAAGUUGUAGAAUUAUAGUUUUAAGGUUGUGCUUGAUUUGAUCAGAAGGAUGAAAAGCUUAUGAUGCACUAGCUCCGCUAUUGCUCAGCUGAUUAAAUUGUUGUACAUUUUUCUUUCUUUCCCUCGUUCUUCAUAUCGGAAUCAAAUCGUUUCAUUUGCUCAUUGGUGAAGGAAGGGAUGAAAUUUAUAAAUAUUUUUCAUUUCCUUUUUUUUUCCCAAGAUAAAGCUGUAAAAAGGAUACAUGAUACAAGUGAAAUUCUGCUUCUUCCCUCAAUGAGAAAGAAACAUCAUCUACUUUCUCAAAAUUCAGGCACAUUGAAGUCCAUGGAAAAAUUCAACCUCUUUUCUGAACAUUAGGAUCCACCAUCUUUUUGCAUGUGAUGCCACCAGCAGCAAGGUCUCGCAUUUAGUAUCAAUUGUUUUUGGAUUUGGGGAAGAAUAAUCAAAAGUGAUUCGAAUCCAAUUCUUUAAAUAAGAUAAUAGUUACACCUAGUAUAAAUAAUAUAUUAGUACUCACAAAUUACUUGAGUUUGAUUCCAAUAAAAU